GCGAAGCCCGCCGGAGGAGCCGCGGUGCGCUCUGGGCCGGCGCCUCUUGCCUCUCCUCACCCCAAACCGCCGGGUUUCACCCCCCCAAAAACCCACCCGCGACCCCCCACCCCGGGAACCCCCCCCGCGUGUGCCCAUCGCCCCCACACGCAGCCCCCCGAAAUGCUGGCGCUGCCGCCGGCGCUCACGGAGGAAGAGGAGGCGCUGCAGAAGCGCUUCGCCAAGCUCAGGAAGAAGAAAAAGGCGCUGCUGGCGCUGAAGAAGCAGCAGAGCUCCUCGGGCCAGAGCAGCCAGGGGGGCAUCAAACGCUCCAUGUCAGACCAGCCCCCUGUGGACACAGCCACGGCCACGGAGCAGGCGAAGCUCCUGGUCAAAUCCGGCGCCAUCAGCGCCAUCAAAGCUGAGAACAAGAACUCGGGCUUCAAACGCUCCAGGACGCUGGAGGGGAAGCUCAAGGACCCCGAGAAGGGCCCCACCCCCACUUUCCAGCCCUUCCAGCGCAGCAUCUCGGCCGACGACGACUCCCAGGAGUCACGCCGCCCUCAGCGCAAAUCCCUCUACGAGAGUUUCGUCAGUGCCAGCGAGCGGCUGCGGGAGCCUGAGGGGGGGGGCGGCCGUGGGGACCCCCCUGAGCGAGGGGAGCGCCGCCUGGAGUGGGAAACUGAGGCAGAGGGAGACGACAGAGGCCGGGACAGGGACAGAGACAGGGACAGGGACAGGGAGGGGGGCUUCAGAAGGUCCGACUCGUUCCCCGAGCGCCGCCCCCCGCGCAAGGGCAACACCCUGUACGUGGCGGGGCCGGAGCUGAGCCCCGAGCUGCUGCGCGGAGCCUUCGGCCCCUUCGGAGCCAUCAUCGACCUGGCCAUGGACAGCCCCCGCAACUGCGCCUUCGUCACCUUUGAGAAGAUGGAAUCAGCAGAUCAGGCCAUGGCCGAGCUGAACGGGGCCGUGGUGCAGGACGUGCAGCUCCGCGUGAGCAUCGCCCGCAAGCAGCCGCUGCUGGACGCCGCCACGGGGAAGUCGCUCUGGGGGUCUCUGGCCGUGAAGAACAGCGCCAAAGGUUCCCACCGCGACAAGCGCUCGCAGGUCGUCUACAACGAGGAUCUUUUUGGGGGGCAAUAA
Colius striatus (speckled mousebird) is the source of this 1122-nucleotide messenger RNA. RefSeq names its product negative elongation factor complex member E (gene NELFE). Gene Ontology annotation, cellular component: NELF complex. Lineage: Eukaryota; Metazoa; Chordata; Aves; Coliiformes; Coliidae. The record is from RefSeq and is a predicted model, not a curated record. Gene Ontology annotation, molecular function: RNA binding. Gene Ontology annotation, biological process: negative regulation of transcription elongation by RNA polymerase II.